Molecule: messenger RNA, 1005 nt
Organism: Arthroderma uncinatum
Lineage: Eukaryota; Fungi; Ascomycota; Eurotiomycetes; Onygenales; Arthrodermataceae
Product: mannan polymerase II complex ANP1 subunit
Exons: 4
Coding region: 1-1005 (334 amino acids)
Biological process (GO): cell wall mannoprotein biosynthetic process; protein N-linked glycosylation
Cellular component (GO): mannan polymerase complex
Molecular function (GO): alpha-1,6-mannosyltransferase activity
Source: RefSeq, a predicted model, not a curated record
AUGUCCGCCAACGAAAUGGUUGACUGGCACUCUCAUCUCCAAACCCCUGUCAUCUUCAACCACCACGAACCAUACGAAGUCAACAACACUUCUAUCCAGAACAUCAACCUAAACCUCGUCAAGGCUACUCCCAAAGCUGCUGCAAUGGAGGAACGUGUCCUCAUCCUCACUCCACUCCGCAACGCCGCCAGACAUCUCGAUAAAUACUUCGAUCUACUAUCCAUGCUCACGUACCCACAUCACCUCAUCGAUAUUGCAUUCCUAGUCAGUGAUAGUAACGACGAGACUCUCGCUGACCUCGCUUCCAACCUCAACCGUGUCCAGUCGAUGCCAGAUAAUAUCCCGUUCCGCAGUGCCAUGGUCGUUGAGAAGGAUUUUGGUGCCACCCUUAACAUGGAUGUGAAUGCUAAGCACGGAUACGAGGCUCAGGCUCCCAGACGGAAGAUGAUGGGCAAGGCCAGAAACUUCUUGCUUUCCACUGCUCUGAAACCUGAACAUUCUUGGGUUUACUGGAGAGAUGUGGAUAUCGCCGACAGUCCACCAAAGAUUAUUGAAGACUUUGUCCUUCACAACAAGGAUAUUCUUGUUCCCAACGUCUGGUUCCAUCGAUAUGUAGAUGGUCACGAUAUCGAAGGAAGAUUUGAUUACAACUCCUGGGUCGAAUCUGACAAAGGCCGAAAAUUGUCUCAAAGCCUAGACAGAGAUACCAUUAUUGUCGAGGGAUACCGAGAAUUCGAUACCGGACGCCGACAUAUGGCUAGAGAAGGCGACUGGAGGAGAAACAAGGAUGAAGAGCUCGAAUUGGACGGUAUUGGUGGUGUCAAUAUCGUUGUCAAGGCCGAUGUUCACCGAGCAGGAAUCAACUUCCCGUCUUAUGCAUUCGAGAACCAAGCUGAAACCGAGGGAUUCGCUAAGAUGGCCAAGAGGGCAGGAUACCAAGUCUUCGGUUUGCCCAACUACGUCGUCUGGCAUCAUGACACAAAUGAAAAGCCAGGAAACGUUUAA